Molecule: messenger RNA, 2240 nt
Organism: Papilio xuthus (Asian swallowtail)
Lineage: Eukaryota; Metazoa; Arthropoda; Insecta; Lepidoptera; Papilionidae
Product: sodium-independent sulfate anion transporter
Exons: 13
Coding region: 215-2122 (635 amino acids)
Biological process (GO): transmembrane transport
Cellular component (GO): membrane
Source: RefSeq, a predicted model, not a curated record
UAGUUGGCAGGUACAGCAGCUGUUGUGAUGUUGUUAUUUUAUUUUAAUUAAUAAAAAUAGCGUUAAUGAAAUAACUUGUGUGUUUCAAACGUGACACAGUUUUGUGGAAGAUUUAAAUUAUAUGAAAUAACAUUAAUUGCAGUGGUUAUUGUUUUUAGCAUGUUUACGUCAAGUUAAAAUAGUAAGUUUAUCGAGUUCAGCUUAGGAAGUAAUCAUGUCUUCGCCGUCCAAGCACCGCUUCAAGAAGCAGAGUUGGUACAAACGUCUGAUGUACAAGAGAUUGCCGGUAUCAAGCUGGUUGCCCGGGUACAACUCAGAGAAGGCCAUUGCUGACUUGAUAGCCGGUAUUACUGUUGGUCUUACGGUGAUACCACAAGCUUUAGCGUACGCCACGCUCGCGGGAUUACCACCGCAGUAUGGCCUUUACUCGUCAUUCAUGGGCUGCUUCAUCUAUACAAUUUUCGGCUCUUGCAAGGAUAUUACUUUGGGCCCGACAGCGCUACUGGCUUUAAUGACAUACGAACAGAUACAAGGAAGGAAUUUCGACUACGCAAUAUUGCUUUGUUUCCUAACGGGCGUCGUUCAACUGGUUAUGGGAAUAUUGCAUUUAGGUGUCCUGAUUGACUUCAUAUCGGUCCCGGUGACCGUGGGGUUCACCUCAGCUACGUCGGUCAUCAUCGCUGUUUCACAAUUCAAAGGGCUUUUAGGACUGCAGUUUAAAUCUAGAGGAUUUAUUGAUACCGUAAAAAAGGUUAUUGUAAAUAUACCAAACGCAAGACUGGCAGAUACCACAUUGGGUAUAUCUUGUAUAAUCAUCCUACUUAUUAUGCGAAAAAUGAAGGAUAUAAAUCUACCAUCAAGUCAGAAAGGCAUUAAAAAGACCUUAUGGUUGCUGUCAACAUCUAGAAAUGCUAUUAUUGUAUUGGUUUGCUCUCUAAUGGCAUUCUUUUUUGAUCGGUACUCAGAGUCACCCUUCAAACUAACCGGCACCGUCAAAGAAGGUCUGCCUGCGUUGGGCUUGCCGCCUUUCAACACGGAAUACGGCGGGAGAAAUGUCACAUUUAUCGAGAUGUGCUCCGACCUUGGUUCAUCAAUUGUUUUAGUUCCAAUUAUCGGAGUGUUAGGCAAUGUAGCCAUCGCUAAAGCUUUUGCGAGUGGGGAGUCAGUAGACGCUACACAGGAGCUACUUACACUGUCAUUAGCCAAUAUCUUCGGUUCGUUCGUCAGCGCGAUGCCGAUCACCGGAUCAUUUUCUCGCAGCGCGGUAAACCACGCCAGCGGCGUCGCCACGCAAUUUGGAGGCAUUUAUACGGGUAUUUUGGUAUUACUAGCUCUUAGUCUAUUAACGCCUUACUUCUAUUUCAUACCAAAGGCUUCUCUUGCCGCGGUCGUCAUAUGUGCAGUUAUAUUUAUGAUAGAGUAUGAGGUUGUGAAGCCAAUGUGGCGGUCUCGUCGGGCGGAUCUAAUGCCUGCGUUUGCGACGUUCGCUAUCUGUUUAAUGGUGGGCGUAGAGCUGGGCAUUGUCGCCGGAGUUGCGCUCAAUGUGGUACUUUUGCUCUACCCUAGUGCUAGACCACAGCUUGAAGCAGAGAUUGUUACCACAUCGUCUGGCUUCAGCUACCUCCUGGUAACUGUGGGGAACAGCCUGUACUUCCCCAGCGUGGAGUACAUCCGCCAGUAUGUGUCACGCGCCGCGCAGAAGCAGGCCGGCUGCAGUAUGCCUGUUGUCAUCGAUUGCAGAUAUGUACUAGGUGCAGAUUUCACAGCGGCUAAAGGUCUAUGCGCGUUGUCCAACUCCCUGUCAUCUCGAGGACAGCCUCUGGUGCUGCUCUCGCCGCGCGCGAGCGUCGCUUCAGUGUUCAGUGGCGCAGGCUCCAGUGUCAUAGUUGUACUCACUCCUAAUGAAUUGGACGCUACAUUACAAGAUCUGACAGGUCACAUAGCUCUACCGAUAAUAGAUAAGAAAGAGAACGUGACGCCGCCGCCCACUUACAGGUCCCUACAGAACACUGAUGACGUCAUAGAAGUUGUCAUAGGAGAGGAACACAAUACUAUACCAUUGUUGAAAAAUAACACAACUGAAACUGUAAGGAAAAAUAAUAGCGAAGUUAAUGAUACUUGAUUUAUGUACUUAUUAGUAUAUAAAAUUUAGAAUUAUUUUUAAUUAAUAGGUUUAAGGUAUUUUUAAAUUUUAAACAAGAACACUCGCACGAUUAAUUAUAAUGACUUAGGGAUUUUUU